This is a messenger RNA of Prunus mume (Japanese apricot), 5038 nucleotides long. The record is from RefSeq and is a predicted model, not a curated record. Lineage: Eukaryota; Viridiplantae; Streptophyta; Magnoliopsida; Rosales; Rosaceae.
GCAUUUCAGAAAGGCGCGACACUUGGGGCCAAAAGUUCCACCUUCCCGCCUAUACGUGUUCAUCGCUACUCGGUUCAAAUUCUCACAAUAAAUACCACCAAAUAGAGACAGACGGAGAGCGUCAGCCCUCUCAUUACACCCCACAUUGCGCAUUCUAGGGUUUCACUGGCGAUUAGGGGAGAAAUGGGUUCCGCAGCGGCAGCAGAAGCGGCAGAAGCAGCAGCGCUCUUGGAGGCCAAAGGUGCCAAUGGGACUAAACCACCAUCUUCGUCAUCUUCAGGAAUGACGAAGAAGAAGAAGGGUAAACAAGAUUCCCAAAAGGCAGCACCUAAAGCUAAGAAGCGAAAUUUGCCUCAGAGCAGUGAAGAAGAGCCUUCCCGAUCUCGGAAAAUGCCAAAGCGGGCUGCUGCUUGCAAAGACUUCAAGGAUAGGUCUGUUCAUAUUUCUGAGAAGUCUAGCCUAAUUGAAAGCAAGGAGGACCAGAUAGUGGAGGAAGAAAUUCUUGCUGUACGCCUGACUUGUGGCCCGGAACAAGAUGCUGUGCGCCCAAACAGAAGACUGACUGAUUUUGUUUUGCAUGAUGCAACUGGUUCCGCACAACCCCUUGAGAUGUUGGAAGUUUCUGACAUGUUUAUAUCUGGUGCUAUAUUGCCUCUCAAUGAAAGUUCUGACAAGGACAAGGAAAGAGGUGUUAGAUGUGAAGGUUUUGGGCGGAUAGAAUCUUGGGACAUCUCUGGUUAUGAAGACGGCUCCCCCGUAAUAUGGCUUUCAACUGAAGUUGCUGAUUAUGAUUGCCGUAAACCGGCCAGUAGCUACAAGAAAUACUUUGAUCAAUUCUUUGAGAAAGCGCGUGCUUGCAUAGAGGUUUACAAGAAGCUGUCUAAAUCCAACUCCGACCCCACUCUUGAUGAAUUACUUGCUGGUAUUGCACGAUCAAUGAGCGGAAGCAAAUUCUUUUCUGGAAGUGCAUCUGUCAAAGACUUUGUUCUAUCUCAAGGUGAGUUUAUUUAUGCUCAACUAAUAGGUCUGGAGGAAACAUCAAAGAAGAAUGAUCGGCCAUUUGCAGAGUUGCCUGUCCUUGCUGCCCUCAGAGAUGAGAGUAUAAAGCGUGGAAAUUUUGUGCAAUCAAAACCGGGAAUUUCAAGUGGUACUUUAACGAUUGGUGGAGAGAACGGAGUGGAUUCAGCUGGUUCAUCCGUAGUUGAAGCUGAGGAAAAUGAGGAUGCAAAGUUGGCAAAACUCUUGCAAGAGGAAGAAUACUGGAAGUCAAUGAAACAAAGAAAGCGCCAGGGUCCUGCCUCUGUGUCAAGCAAAUACUACAUCAAAAUUAAUGAAGAUGAAAUUGCCAAUGAUUAUCCUCUACCUGCUUAUUACAAGAAUUCCAUUGAAGAAACUGAUGAAUUCAUAGUUUUUGACAAUGAGUUUGAUAUCUGUAAUGCUGAUGACCUUCCUCGAAGCAUGCUUCAUAAUUGGUGUCUAUACAACUCAGACUCAAGAUUGAUUUCGCUCGAGCUUCUUCCAAUGAAACCCUGCGCAGACAUUGAUGUUACCAUUUUCGGGUCAGGGGUUAUGAGUGAAGAUGAUGGAAGUGGCUUUUGUCUUGAUUCUGAUGGUACUUCAAGUGGUCCAGGAGCCCAGGAUGCUGAUGGAAUGCCAAUUUACUUGAGUGCGAUAAAGGAAUGGAUGAUUGAAUUGGGAGCAUCAAUGGUUUCAAUAUCAAUCCGAACAGAUAUGGCCUGGUACAGACUUGGCAAGCCAUCUAAGCAGUAUGCUCUGUGGUAUGAACCAAUUCUGAGAACAGCAAAGAUUGGGAGAAGUAUAAUCACUAUGCUUAAAGAUCAAAGUCGAGUAGCACGGCUUUCUUUUGCAGAUGUCAUUAAGAGACUGUCAGGGUUCCAAAAGGACCAUUGUGCUUACAUUUCUUCUGAUCCAGCAUUUGUUGAGAGGUAUGUCGUUGUCCAUGGACAGAUAAUAUUGCAACUGUUUUCAGAAUUUCCAGAUGCGCAGAUUAAAAAAUGUCCAUUUGUGAUUGGUCUUACAAAGAAAAUGGAGGAGAGGCACCAUACUAAAUGGUUAGUAAAGAAGAAGAAGCUUGUGGAAAAGAGUGAAUCAAAUUUGAACCCAAGGGCAUCAAUGGCACCUGUGGUUUCCAAGAGGAAGACAAUGCAGGCUACAACAACAAGGCUGAUCAACAGAAUCUGGGGGGAGUACUAUUCAAACUACUCUCCAGAAGAUUCAAAGGAGGGAGAUAUUGGCGAAAAGAAAGAGGAGGAGGAAGUUGAAGAAGAGGAUGUAGAAGAGGAUGAUGUAGAAGAAAAUCCAACUGUAAUGGAGCAAGCCCAGAAGCCUUCUUCAAUUUCAAGACAAACCAAAUCAUGCCUCAACAACAGGGAGAUUUUGUGGGAAGGGGAGCCAGUGGGCCAAACAUGUUCUGGUGAAGCUCUUUAUAAGCGUGCCAUUCUUUGGGGAGAAGAAAUUUCUGUUGGCGGUGCUGUUUUGGUGGAACUUGAUGAAUCCAAUGAACUUCCUGCCAUUUAUUUUGUGGAGUAUAUGUAUGAAACAUUGAAUGGAAGCAAAAUGUUUCAUGGAAGAGUGAUGGAGCGAGGAUCUCAGACUGUUCUUGGCAACGCUGCCAAUGAGAGGGAGGUAUUUUUGACAAAUGAGUGCACAAAUUUGGCAUUAAAGGAAGUUAAACAGGCAGCUGUUGUGGACAUUAAACUAAUGCCGUGGGGGCAUCAGUAUAGGAAGGAUAAUGCUGAUGCUAACAGAACUGAUAGAACAAGGGCAGAAGAGAGGAAGAGGAAGGGUUUGCCGACUGAAUAUUACUGUAAAAGCUUGUAUUGCCCAGAGAGAGGUGCUUUCCUUACUCUUUCACGUGAUACUAUGGGUCUGGGUUCUGGUGCCUGCCACUCUUGCAAAAUGAAUGAAGCCGAGGAGGCCAAGGAAGUAUUUAAAGUAAAUUCAUCAAAAACUGGUUUUGUAUACAGGGGAGUUGAGUACUCGGUUCAUGAUUAUGUCUAUGUAAGUCCCCAUUAUUUUGGUGUGGAAAGGAUGGAAACUGAAAUUUUCAAGGCUGGAAGGAAUUUGGGGCUGAAAGCUUAUGUCGUGUGCCAAGUGCUGGAGAUAGUUGUUAUGAAGGAAUCUAAACGACCUGAAAUAGAAUCUACCCAGGUUAAAGUAAGAAGAUUUUUCAGACCAGAGGACAUAUCUGUUGAGAAGGCAUACAGUUCGGAUAUUAGAGAGGUCUACUACAGUGAAGAAACACACAUCGUGUCUGUUGAUAAUAUAGAAAGAAAAUGUGAAGUCAGAAAGAAGAGUGAUCUUCCAGUAUGUAAUGCUCCUGUCAUUUUCCAGCAUAUUUUCUUCUGUGAACAUCUAUAUGAUCCUUCUAAAGGGUCUAUUAAGCAGUUGCCAGCCCACAUCAAACUGAGGUACUCAACAGGAGGUGGUGAUGCUGAUUCUAGAAAGAGAAAGGGCAAGUGCAAAGAAGGAGAAAAUGUUUCAGAAGUUGAGAACCAGAGAGCUGAUUCUGAGCAGAAACGCCUAGCCACAUUGGAUAUAUUUGCUGGUUGCGGUGGCUUGUCUGAUGGGUUGCGUCUGUCUGGUGCUUCAAUAACCAAAUGGGCAAUUGAGUAUGAAGAGCCUGCUGGGGAUGCUUUCAAACUCAACCAUCCUGAGUCAUUGGUUUUUAUCAAUAACUGCAAUGUGAUCUUAAGGGCCGUAAUGGAAAAAUGUGGGGACACAGAUGAUUGUAUUGCAACUUCUGAGGCUGCUGAAUUGGCUGCAUCACUUGAUGAGAAGGUUAAAAAUGAUUUGCCGUUGCCGGGGCAGGUAGAUUUCAUCAAUGGAGGACCUCCAUGCCAGGGUUUCUCUGGAAUGAAUAGGUUCAACCAAAGCACUUGGAGUAAAGUUCAGUGUGAAAUGAUUUUGGCAUUCUUAUCCUUUGCUGACUACUUCCGGCCAAAGUAUUUCCUCUUAGAGAAUGUGAGGAACUUUGUGUCUUUCAAUAAAGGACAGACAUUCCGUCUGACUCUGGCUUCACUUCUUGAGAUGGGUUAUCAGGUGAGGUUUGGUAUUCUGGAAGCUGGAGCUUAUGGAGUUUCCCAGUCACGAAAGCGAGCAUUUAUAUGGGCAGCUGCCCCAGGAGAGAUUCUCCCUGAAUGGCCAGAGCCAAUGCAUGUCUUUGGCGUACCAGAGUUGAAGAUCACAUUAUCAGGCAAUUCACAAUAUGCUGCUGUUCGUAGUACUGCAAGUGGAGCCCCUUUCCGUUCAAUAACUGUAAGAGAUACAAUCGGUGAUCUCCCGGCCGUAGGGAAUGGAGCGUCCAAGGUGAACUUAGAGUAUGAAAGCGAUCCCAUCUCAUGGUUCCAGAAGAAAAUCCGAGGGGAGAUGGCUGUUUUGACUGAUCACAUUUCGAAAGAAAUGAAUGAGCUGAAUCUGAUUCGAUGCCAGAGAAUUCCAAAGCGGCCAGGUGCUGAUUGGCAAUGCCUUCCAGAUGAAAAGGUGAAGCUCUCUACUGGACAGAUAGUUGACUUUAUACCAUGGUGCCUGCCCAACACAGCCAAGCGCCACAAUCAGUGGAAGGGCCUGUUUGGAAGGUUGGAUUGGGAAGGCAACUUCCCGACUUCCAUUACAGAUCCUCAGCCAAUGGGGAAGGUGGGAAUGUGCUUUCACCCUGACCAGGACAGGAUUCUAACUGUUCGGGAAUGUGCCCGAUCUCAAGGUUUUGCGGAUAGCUACCAGUUUUCGGGCACAAUUCUUCACAAGCAUAGGCAGAUUGGAAAUGCUGUUCCUCCUACUUUGGCCUAUGCAUUGGGGACUAAACUCAAGGAAGCAAUUGACAGCAAGAGGUUGUCUUCACAAGAGCAAGAGUAGUUGUUGUUGUUUGUUUCUAUGUAAUACUGAUAGUUCCAUUUGGUUGCCUUCUAAGGCAAAAACACAGCUCAGUUUGUUGUCUUUGAUUUUCUUCUUGUAUUGUGUUUGUAAACUUGUCUUGAUUGAGGAACUUCAAUUUAAUACACAGAAGCAUUUUUCUUCA